UUUACAACUCCCAGAUAAUAUAAUGAAAUAGCAUACAGUUUUCGGGUUUCCAAACAACACUUUGCUAUAUUGAAUUUUAUGAGUACAGAUGGCCUAAUGAAGAAUCAUGGAGAGUUAUACUUUCAUCAAAGUCGUUGGCAAAGGCAGCUACGGAGAAGUGACUCUGGUCAGACACAAAACCGAAGGGAAGCAGUAUGUCAUAAAGAAGUUGAACUUGAGAACAUCCUCGAAGCGGGAGCGCCGUGCCGCGGAGCAAGAAGCGCAGCUGCUAUCCCAACUGCGUCAUCCGAAUAUUGUCACAUACAGAGAGUCGUGGGAGGGGGAGGACUGUCAACUCUACAUCGUGAUGGGCUUCUGUGAGGGGGGUGACCUCUACCACAGACUGAGACAGCAAAAGGGCGAGCUUCUCCUUGAGAGGCAGGUGGUGGAGUGGUUUGUCCAGAUCGCCAUGGCCUUACAGUAUUUACAUGAAAAGCACAUCUUGCACCGGGAUUUGAAAACUCAGAACAUCUUCCUGACCAAAACCAACAUAAUCAAGGUUGGAGACCUUGGGAUUGCUCGAGUGCUGGAAAACCAAAACGACAUGGCUAGCACCCUCAUUGGGACGCCUUAUUACAUGAGCCCUGAGCUUUUCUCCAACAAACCAUACAACUAUAAGUCUGAUGUCUGGGCCUUGGGCUGCUGUGUGUAUGAAAUGGCCACUCUGAAGCAUGCCUUUAAUGCAAAGGACAUGAACUCUUUGGUGUAUCGUAUAGUUGAAGGAAAGCCACCGCAGAUGCCCAGCAAGUAUAAUCCACAGCUUGGGGAGCUCAUAAAGAGCAUGCUCAGUAAGAAACCAGAGGAUCGUCCGGAUGUCAAACACAUCCUUCGGCAGCCCUAUAUCAAACGCCAGAUCGCCAUUUUUUUGGAGGCCACAAAGGAGAAAACAGCCAAAUCAAAGAAGAAAGUUCCUAAUAGCAGACCUGGGACUGCUGCUGUUUCUGGAUCACAGGCAAAUUCCAGACCUGAUUGCCCCCCGCAGCCCUCUGUAGAUAUAUAUAAGAGAGAAAAGACGAAGGAAAAAAACCAUUCGCAGCAGCAGAAGAGCAACGACCAUGCAGCACAGGAACCCGUUCUUUCCCCCAAACAGUCACCCCCAAAAUCCCCCACACAGGACAAUCUGAAUAGUACUGAAGUGUCUGUAGCAACCGUCAACAAUAUUGAUAUCGACAUCUUGCCAGCAAAAAAGGAGAGAAAACACAGUAAAGCAAAGGUGCCAUCUCUCCCUGAUCUGGACCCAGGGCACAGCGAUUUUGACAUCAGGCACACAGAGGAGAGGAAGAGCAGAAAAGCAAACCCUGUUUGUUCAGAGGCAUACCAGAGGAAGCAGGUGUUGGGCAUUGUAAUCAGCGCUGAAGAAGACAAGAUGCUGCUGAAUGGACCUGUGAUGGAGGACUCUCACCCUGAGCCUGAGCUUCGAGCAGUGAAGGAUGAGACGCCAGCGUCAACAGAAGGACAGGCUAAUCUAGUAGAUGCUGAAGACAAAGACAGCACCAUUAAACUGCUUCAGGAAGCGGACACCUUAAAACAAACUCCACCACUAAAGGAGAGCUUGGACUCCACAGAAAAGCUACUUGAGCCUUUUGUUCCUGUUGUAAUACAGGAGCCCCCAAGCCAUGACACUCCCCCCCUGCCAGAGCAGGAUAUCGCCCAUUUGCAGCCCCCGUCCUCAUCUGCAGAACCCUCCAUAUCCCGCCAGCGCAGGCAAAGGAACAGGCAAAGGGCACAGGAGAACCAUGGCAGUUAUCAAACUGUCCAUCCCAGGCCUCUGCCAUCCCCACCCAGUGAAACUGAUAAAGUGAAAAAGAAGAACCUGGAGUUACAUGCAGAGAAGUCUAAGGCAAUAAUAUCCUCCCCAUCUUGUAUUAACAGCUCAGGGGACAGUGCCAUUACAGUUUCACAGGAACGUCCCCUUUCUGCCCGAGAGAGAAGGCGACUGAAGCAGUCCCAGGAAGACUUCACCUACCCAGUUGUCCCCGCGUCAAGAAGAACAUCAUGUGAUGUUAGUGCAGACAGGACACAGUCGAGCUACCAGAAUGCUGCAGUCAGCCGCUCGACGUCUGAUAUUGCCAUCAAAUCAAAUACGCAGCAGGGUGGGUCAUCACGACGACAGUCAGUUGACGAUGACUGCGGCUCCUCCACCAGUUCCACGGACCGUUCGGAGGGGGACUGCAAAGACGGGAAGAACGAAUCUGGUGAAAUGCAAGAUCUUGUUCAGCUGAUGACACAGACAUUGCGAAUGGAUUCCAGAGACAAAGCAUGUGGAUCUGACUGCUCUGGCUCCAAAGCACUGUCUGAAUUUAGGCUGAACAGGAAGUAUAGGGACACCCUGAUACUGCAUGGCAAAGCUAAAGAGGAGCCGGAUGGAUUCCACAUGAGCGAGUUCCCUUCAGGCUCUCCCUCUGGCCCUGCAAAGAUCAGGAGAGCAAUUGAACACUUACGGACUGAUGUGGUGCAGGGACUGGGAGUGAAGCUUUUAGACAAAGUUCUGGAUAUUAUGGAAGAAGAUGACGAGAUAAUGCGAGAGCGGCAACUUCGAGAUGAAAUGGGAGAGGAGAAGUACAAGGCAUAUGCCGUGAUGGUGCGACAGCUGAAAUUCUUUGAGGAUGUUGCCUUCAGAGACUUGAGUGUCUAAUUCAUGCAUCGUAAGCUAUGGUGCUGGCAACGGUUGUGCCUUCAAGUAUGCAACUGCAAACUCAACAGAACUGUGAAAAUAAUGAGCUGUAAUUUUGUAAAUGAAGAAGCAGUUUGACUUCCCAAAAUAUUUAAUUUUGUUUAUGUAAAUAUGGUUUCUAUGCUUCUAUACUUGAGUAUACAGUUGAAAGGGUACACAGUUUUAUACAAAGUAAAUAUGCAAAAUGAACUGAAUGUAAAUUGUUCAAUACCUGAAACCACAGUGCUCAUGUUGGCCCUUUUGCCCUCUAGUGGUUGAAAGCCAAUGAAAAUGUUACUAGGUGGAGCCACACUCAGUUGACUGGUCAGUCAGUCAGUGAGUGAGGGGGUGAUACUUCCAUUCCCAAGUUUGGUUUUUCCAACUGCAGCCAGAAAAUGACCUUUUAUAUGUCAUAAUUAUUUUAAUAGCCCUAUUCACAGCACUAGUUUGUCUGAUAUCCCACUCUUAAAGACUCACCUCAGUAAGUAGUCCUUUGUGAAUUCGCCUGGUGGGAAUGUUUGCUAAUAUUAACCCCUACAUAUCACUGCCCAUUUUACACGCCUUUUCUGAGA
This is a messenger RNA of Megalops cyprinoides (Indo-Pacific tarpon), 3264 nucleotides long. RefSeq names its product serine/threonine-protein kinase Nek4-like. Lineage: Eukaryota; Metazoa; Chordata; Actinopteri; Elopiformes; Megalopidae. Gene Ontology annotation, biological process: protein phosphorylation. The record is from RefSeq and is a predicted model, not a curated record. The transcript is spliced from 16 exons. Bases 107 to 2674 code for a protein of 855 amino acids. Gene Ontology annotation, molecular function: protein kinase activity; ATP binding.